Messenger RNA from Brassica oleracea var. oleracea, 1368 nucleotides. RefSeq lists its product as uncharacterized. Lineage: Eukaryota; Viridiplantae; Streptophyta; Magnoliopsida; Brassicales; Brassicaceae. Gene Ontology annotation, molecular function: metal ion binding. The transcript is spliced from 4 exons. The coding region runs from base 80 to 1159 and encodes 359 amino acids. The record is from RefSeq and is a predicted model, not a curated record.
CCCUUUGUAUUCUUCUUCCAGAGCAUAUUCGAAAAGUCUUCCCCCAAAAAAGGAAAGAUCAAAAAUCCUGAAAUCGCCGAUGGGUGAAGGAGAGAAGAAGGCAGUCGCCGUCGUGGUGAUGAAGCUUGAUAUGCAUUGCGAAGGCUGUGGGAAGAAAAUCAAACGCCUCUUGAAACAUCACAAAGGCGUGGAAGAUGUGACGAUUGAUUACAAAGCCGACGAGUUGACGGUGAUCGGAAACGUAGAUCCCGCGGCGGUUCGAGAUAAAGUGGCCGACAAAAUUAAGAGGAAAGUAGAGAUUGUAUCAACAUUGGCGCCGAAGAAAGAGGAAGGAGAGAAGAAAGCUACUACUCCUCCUCCUCCUUCUCCUGCUCUACCAAAAGAGAGUACGGUGGUUUUUAAGACGAAACUUCACUGUCAAGGUUGCGAACACAAAAUCAAAAGAAUUGUCGGCAAAAUUAAUGGGGUUAGUACAGUGGCCAUUGAUAGCGCCAAGGACUUGGUGAUAGUGAAUGGGAUCAUUGACGUUAAACAACUCCUUCCUUAUCUCAACGAGAAGCUUAAACGCAAGGUCGAAGUCGUUCCCUCGAAAACAGAGGAAGGAGCCACCGGGGCAGCUGGUAGCGAGAAGGACAAAGGUGCUGGUGAAAAGAAAGAUAAUAAAGAUGUCGGAGAAAAGAAAGAAAGUGGUGGUGAAAAGAAGAAAGAAGUACCCCCAGACGGUGGUGCUACGGUGGAUGUGAAGAAUUCUGAGUAUAGCGGUUAUGGUUAUCCGCCUCAGCCCAUGUAUUACUACCCACAAGGACAAGUAUACGGUCAACACUACAUGAUGCAAGGUCAAUCAUCAUCUCAAUCCUAUGUUCAAGAACCGUAUACAAACCAAGGAUACGUACAAGAAUCUUAUGCAAACCAAGUGUACGGCCAACACUACAUGAUGCAAGGUCAAUCAUCAUCUCAAUCUUAUGUACAAGAACCGUAUACAAACCAGGGAUACGUACAAGAAUCUUAUACGAAUCAAGGUUACGGUCAAGGGUAUGGACAAGAAGCAACACCACCACAACCGUACCAAGGGUAUGGAGAUCCUUAUGAUCCAUAUGCUCAUAUGCGUGCUCCUGGGAUGUUUAGUGAUGAGAAUCCAAAUGGUUGUUCUAUUAUGUGAGUGAAAUGAGAGUGGGGCCGGGGUCAUUGUAAAUAAUAAAAGGAAUAUAGGGAGAGAAUGAUAGGUAUGACAAAAUUGUAAUACUAAACCCGCGAGAUUGGCCGGUUUAGAACCGGUUUUUGAGAGGCGUGUGUUGGUUCUUAUUUGUUGGUCGGGUCUAUUGGCUAUAUAUAUACUAGUUUUCUUCUAUUAUAAGAUUGAAUCCUCCU